AUGUCCCCCUGCGGUAUUCAACCCUCAAGACUCGCUCGAUUUGCUCUCUUUUUCAGCCUUUUCUGGGUACCGCGGGUGGACGCAGAUGGUGUGAACAGAACAAUUGACGAUACGUUUGGCGAUUCUGUGACAAAGCAAAGGGUCACUUAUACCCCAGCGUCGGGUGUAUGGCACGAUGCGACUUGCCUCACAAGUAGUGGAUGCGCCAUCGUUGGAGACCCAACCCAAUGUUUUAGUAGCACCUACACUGCAGCGACAUACAGAGACCCUUGGAGCGAGACUUCUAUCGCUAUGCAGUUCAAUGGGACAGCCAUUUAUGUUUUUUUCAUCCUUGCCAACAACAUGGGAACUGGUAUCAUAACCCAAACGGUGGCAAAUUUUACUCUGGAUGGCGGUCAGCCUCAGCUUUUUACGCACCAGCCCGAUCCAAAUACAAAAGACCUCAACUACGGCCAACUCGUCUUCUCCCUCACGAACCUGACAAAUAGCGAACACACUCUGGUCAUAUCAGCUUCAGAAGUCCACAUUAAUUCAUACAUCAAUUUUGACUAUGCUGUUUAUACACAUGAAGAUGACACACAGUCGUUAACCCAAAAUUCUGCUCAUAAGAAAAGUGCUCCUAUCGGUGCGAUUGUCGGUGGUGUCAUUGGAGGGAUAGCUGUGCUUCUGGCGUUAGCUUUCCUCAUUUUAUAUUGGGUUCUGCGCCGCAGGCGGACUACAGAGGAAAAAAAAGUCGAACCUGGAUUUGAUCCUCAAAUGAUGGUUGAAGUUCAAUCCUGCAUCUCUUUCACAGAGUCCACCCCGCCCAAGUGGAUUGGUCGAUCCCUUUCUGAGGCCCCUACCUUCCCAAGGCAAUAUUUCACCACACUCUUUUAG
This is a messenger RNA of Psilocybe cubensis, 876 nucleotides long. RefSeq lists its product as uncharacterized. The transcript is spliced from 3 exons. The record is from RefSeq and is a predicted model, not a curated record. NCBI's taxonomy places the organism in Eukaryota, Fungi, Basidiomycota, Agaricomycetes, Agaricales, Agrocybaceae. Bases 1 to 876 code for a protein of 291 amino acids.